This is a messenger RNA of Ornithodoros turicata, 1113 nucleotides long. Its product is annotated as putative nuclease HARBI1. The record is from RefSeq and is a predicted model, not a curated record. Lineage: Eukaryota; Metazoa; Arthropoda; Arachnida; Ixodida; Argasidae. The transcript is spliced from 6 exons. The coding region runs from base 1 to 1113 and encodes 370 amino acids.
AUGGCGGAUCUGUUCGUCAUUUUUGACGAGGAGGGCAUCGCCGAUCGCGACCCGGAACGCACAUAUCGCACUUACAGCGAUGCUUUCGCUACGAUGUCAGAGGACAACUUCAUUGCGACCUUCCGCUUGUCUAAGGACGCUGCUAGAGAGGUCUGCGAAGCUGUCAAGGGGGAUCUAGAGCGGCCUCAGCAGUGGCGUCGUACAACCCUCAGCGUCGAGCAGAGAGUUUUAAUGGCGCUACGGUUCUACGCCACUGGGGCAUUCCUCGGCAACAUUGCGAGGGAAGAGAGCUUCGUUUGCAGUAAGCAUGCAAUAUCCGAGGCUCUCCACGCAGUGAGCCUAGCCAUCACAAUGAACCUUGCGCGGAAGUAUCUCCGGUUCCCCUCGACUCCAGAGGAAAAGUUGGAAGUAAAGCGCGGGUUCUACGAGUUGGCUGGGUUUCCUGGGUGCCUAGGUGCAAUUGAUGGUACCCAAGUGGCAAUACAGCAACCAAGCCUUGCUGAUCCACGGUUCGUGGAUGGAAACUACUAUUGCCAUAAGGGAUACCAUUCCAUCAACGUCUUAGCGAUCUGUGAUGCAACCAGGCGCAUUCUGUUCCUGAAUGCCAGAUACCCGGGAUCGUGCCAUGAUGCCUCUGUAUGGGCAGCGUCCCAGCUCUGUCGAGAAGCUCCCACAAUAUUUGAAGAUGGAGAGUGGCUAAUUGGAGACAGCGCCUACCCCUUGCAGCCAUGGCUGAUGACGCCUGUCCGAACACCAACGACACAGGAAGAAGAGGACUACAAUGACGCACACAGUCGAACACGUGUGCGCAUUGAGCACUGUUUCGGCAUGCUGAAGAUGCGGUUCCGGUGCCUUCAGAGGUACCGCACCUUACACUUUGCUCCAGACCGGUCGUGCAACAUCAUAAACGCUUGUGUGGUGUUGCACAACAUGUGUAUAGCGUACAACACACCUCAGCUACCUGACGCAGCUGACGCAGAAAGUGGGCCUGAUGAUGACGUGACAGAAGAGGCACACGUUGCGGGGGCAGACGAUGCAGAGGACAAUGGCAGUGCUGUUGCCACAAGCAGUCGUGCAACCCAGGGGCCUCAAACACCUGAGCAAGCUGUGUGA